Messenger RNA from Drosophila subobscura, 2237 nucleotides. RefSeq names its product probable G-protein coupled receptor Mth-like 9. Gene Ontology annotation, molecular function: G protein-coupled receptor activity. NCBI's taxonomy places the organism in Eukaryota, Metazoa, Arthropoda, Insecta, Diptera, Drosophilidae. Bases 471 to 2024 code for a protein of 517 amino acids. The transcript has 7 exons. The record is from RefSeq and is a predicted model, not a curated record.
UUCUUGGCCAGCAUGGAGCUGCUGCCUUGUCGCGCUCCUCGUCGUCGUCGUUGUCGUUGUCGUUGCGGUUGCCGGUUUGUCGUUUACUAAACAGAGACAGAGAGACCCACAGACUGAGAGUGAGCGAGAGAGAGUUGUUAGUUGUUCUUUUUGGGGCUCGUGUAUUGUCGCAAUCGCAGCCGUUUUUAGACCUACGCCAUCAAAGUCGCACGGCGAGCGGCGCGCGUCUCUCGUCGUCGUUUUGUCAUUUUGGAAUCCGAUUGUUGUUGAUUUUCCUCAUUUGUUUUGUUGUUUUUAUUUUGGCUCUGGUUUUGCGUGUGCGUGAGUUGAUUGUGGUGUGCCUUGCAUAAAACUCAGAACAGAACAGAACAGAACAGAGUAGCGAUCGCCUCUCGCUUCGUUUUGUUUAUUUUAUUGUGACGUCAGAUCCGCACAGCAGAACAAUAAUCUCUCCUUCGAGCCCAAGCAAAAUGUCUUUAUCCCUGAUCCCCUCACUGGUGCUGGUGCUGGUGCUUGCAGCACAGCAAUCCCUCUCCGCGGAGAUCAUUCCCACUGUCACCCAUCCCUGUGCCUAUGCGGACACCGUAAACAUCACGGACGGACUUCGACUGAAGGAUGGCUCCUACUCCUACGCGGGAGUGGUUGUUCCUCCGCAUCUGCUGGCGGAGUACCACUUCAAGGUGAUCGAUGGCGUGGAGUAUCGUGCCCCAAAGCAUCUGCGCGGCUGCGUCUGUCUCCUGAAGCCCUGCAUCAGCUUCUGCUGUCCCCGGGGACUGGUGUUCGAAGCCAAGGGCUGGAAUUGCACGGCGCCACAGCAGGAGCGGCAGAUCACGCACGUGGAGCUGACCUACGGCAACCGGACGGUGGAUCAGGUGCGCAUAAACGAUCGAUUUGUGGUGCGCACGGAGCUGGGCUGCCGCAACAAGUUCGUGGACAAGAAGCACGAGAACUUCUGGCAGUGGGAUCUCUUCGAGAAUGGAUCGCUGCUGCGGGACAAUCGACUGUGGAGCACGGACGAGUAUUGCUUCAGUCCGCUGCAGCACAAGGCCGAGGAGUGGGAAUUGACGCCCCUGAGCUGCGAGCGCUUCCAGACCGGCUAUCGUGUGUGGAUCUAUGCGAUAUGCAGCAUCAUUGCCAUAUUGAUCAACAUUUUUAUACUCUCCCUCCUCGGUUCGGUGCGGGAUGCUCGAAAGAGUCACUACGGACAGGUGAUCAUCUACUAUCUGCUCUCCAUGAUCGUGGGCUACUCGCUGCUCGUCUACUUGGCCCUCAAGAAUCCCAUGAAACUCUCCCAUGUGGCGUGCAGGAAUAUCGGUUUACUGGCCUACUUCUGCAUCAUGCUGUCAUUUGUCUUUCUGGCCAUUUGUAGCUUUGAUUUCCUGCAAAAGUUCCGCUUGAAGCCCUGCAAGAAUUGGCUACGCAGAUUGUCCUAUUUCCUGGCUGUGGUGCUGGUUGUGGGUCUGCGAUUUCUGGUGUCCUUUGCCCAGGACUCGAACCUGCCCAAGCACUAUAAGCCGGGCAUUGGCGAGGACUAUUGCUGGUUCGAUGUGCGCCUUUGGGGCAUUCUCAUCUACUAUUAUGCACCCAUUGUCCUCCUGCUGAUCUUCAGUGUUGUCUGCUGCCUCAAGGCCUACUUUUCCAUCUACAAACUGCCAGCAGACACUCAAUAUAUUCUGGGCACAGAGCUGCGCAUCGUCAAGACUCAUUUCUAUGCAUUUUGUGCCUAUUUGGUGGGCGUCUUUGCCGUCUGGCUGCGCGAGAUUGUGGUCUACAUUAUGGCACGUGUGAGGGAGCAUUUCUUCAUCAUUGACUUCUGGAGUGGCAUUUGCAUCUUGGGUCUGGCCAUCGCCGGUUUCAUUCUGCUGCUGGGCAAGAAUCUGCAUGUGAAAUCCUGGUGGGCCAUUAAUGUUGAAUCCAGUCAGACCGAUUUGAGUGUGAUUAAUGCACGCGUCUACAAUUUCAAUGAAAAGGGAGAUCUGAAAUCUUCAGAUUCUCCCUAUCAGCCAACGGUGACAUCAUUAUAGACGGAAGAGAGACUGAGAGAGAUUGAAUGAUGAUGACUGCUCAUCUGCGUAUGAACUCUGGUAUUCACUUAGCUUAUGAUUCAUUUUGGUGCCACACCACACACACACACAAACAAGCACACAAAUGUGUGAAUAUCUACGGUGCAUAUAUCCGUACAGUUCUAGGAAGUAAUUGACUUGAGACUUUUGUUGAAUAAACUCGAAAUUGUGCAA